Molecule: messenger RNA, 1942 nt
Organism: Brassica napus (rape)
Lineage: Eukaryota; Viridiplantae; Streptophyta; Magnoliopsida; Brassicales; Brassicaceae
Product: 3-ketoacyl-CoA synthase 15
Exons: 2
Coding region: 233-1669 (478 amino acids)
Biological process (GO): fatty acid biosynthetic process
Cellular component (GO): membrane
Molecular function (GO): acyltransferase activity, transferring groups other than amino-acyl groups
Source: RefSeq, a predicted model, not a curated record
UCAAUUUGAUUAAUCUUGUUUGUUGCAUACAAAAGUUGAGCCUAGAUUGGUUAGAAACAAGUGCGUUGGGUUUGGUUACACCACACGAACUGAAUGAAGCAGCAAAACCCGCCACUUCCCAAGGGUGACAUGCAAUGCAACCAAAGAAGCUCUCUCAUUCUGUUACAAGCGGCUCAAUUUUCAUUUUGGUUAUUUAAACAGAGACCACAAGCUUCUGUUGCUUUAAGCAAAAAUGAAAAAAGAUACAACAACAAAGAUGAUGAAUGGUGGUGGUGGAGUAGAGUCAAAGCCACGCAAACAAGGCUUUCCUGAUUACCUCGGAUCUGUGAAUUUGAAAUACGUGAAGCUUGGAUACAUUUACUUGCUCUCUCUUUCCAACAUCUUCUGCUUCUUCCUCCCUCCUCUUCUCCUUCUCUUCAUCUUUGUUUCUCGGUUUCUCCCAAUCUUGGCUUAUCCUCUAUCUAUCUUCUUGCUUCUUCUCCUUUACCACUUUCUUACCCCUUCUUCCUCUGUGUUCCUUCUUGAUUUCUCAUGUUACCGUCCACCUGAUCAUUUCAAGGUCAUGUCUCUCUCCUUUUCAACCUUGCAUCUCUUUCUUUCUCAUUGUUUUGUUUUUGUACAGAUCACCAAAAGCGACUUCAUCGAGCUGGCAAUGAACUCUAAUAACUUCAACGAGACUUCCAUCGAGCUUCAAAGAAAAGUCCUGGACCAAUCAGGCAUAGGAGAGGAGAGCUACAUGCCAAGAGUGGUGUUCAAGCCUGGCCACAAAGUCAACCUCCGCGACGGCCGUGAAGAAGCAGCGAUGGUGAUCUUCGGAGCUAUCGACGAGCUUCUUGCAGCCACCAAAAUCAACGUGAAGCACAUCAAGAUCCUGGUGCUGAACUGCGGAGUGCUCAACACCACGCCUUCUCUAUCGGCGAUGGUGAUCAACCACUACAAGCUGAGGCAUAACACGGAGAGCUACAACCUUGGUGGUAUGGGGUGUAGCGCUGGAAUCAUAGCCGUUGAUUUAGCUAAAGAUCUUUUGAACGCUCAUCAAGGCUCAUACGCUUUGGCGGUGAGCACUGAGAUAGUGAGCUUCACUUGGUACUCAGGCAAUGACGUCACGUUGCUCCCACCAAACUGUUCCUUCCGGAUGGGAGCAGCUGCGGUCAUGCUCUCUAGUCGGCGUAUCGAUAAAUGGCGCUCCAAAUAUCAGCUUAUGCAGCUGGUGAGAACACAUAAAGGCAUGGAUGACACAAGCUACAAGAGCAUGGAGUUGAGAGAAGACAGAGAAGGGAAACAAGGACUGUACCUAUCUAGAGAUGUAAUGGAAGUUGCUCGCCACGCAGUCAGAGCAAACAUAACAACGCUUCGUCGUCUCGAGCCUUCUUUCCAACAUAUAUGUGUGCUGGCGACGAGUAAGACAGCUCUCGACGAGAUUCAGAAGGAUCUCAAACUGACGGAAGAGAACAUGGAGGCAUCGAGGCAGACACUGGAACGUUUUGGGAAUACGUCGAGCAGCAGCGUAUGGUACGAGCUGGCUUAUUUGGAACACAAGGGGAAGAUGAAAAGAGGAGACAAGGUUUGGCAGAUCGGUUUCGGGUCAGGGUUUAAAUGCAAUAGUGUUGUAUGGAAAGCCCUGAGAAACAUUGAACCUUCAAGACACAAUAACCCAUGGAAUCUCUGAGGAUUUAAGUGUAUGAUGACUAACAUGAAUAAAGUGACUCAUUAAUAGAAAUAAUAAAGAUUGCAUUUAAUCAUAUCUAUGAUGCUAUAGGAUCUUACACAAAGCAAACCAUCCAAUAAAGAGAUGCACUAGUCUGCUCUUGACAUGUUUAUUAUCAUCAUCAUAAGAUAACAGCUGAACUUAACUAGUAGUUGACACAUGAAAGGAUGAAACUAUACAACCUUUUAUAUAUUGUGUUGUAGCAAAAAGAUGCAAAGCAUAGAGGAGAAGAAA